GACCAGUUUGACAACUUAGAAAAACACACACAGUGGGGUAUUGAUGUUCUGGAAAAAUACAUCAAGUUUGUCAAAGAACGAACAGAGAUUGAACUCAGCUAUGCAAAGCAGCUUAGGAAUCUGUCGAAGAAGUACCAACCUAAGAAGAACUCCAAAGAGGAGGAAGAAUACAGGUACACAUCAACUAGAGCCUUCCUAGCCACUUUAAACGAAAUGAAUGACUACGCCGGACAGCAUGAGGUCAUUUCGGAGAACAUGACCUCUCUUAUCACCGGAGAGUUAACGCGCUAUGUGCAGGAGCUGAAGCAAGAGAGGAAAUCGCACUUCCAUGAUGGCAGAAAGGCACAACAACAUAUUGAAACUUGCUGGAAACAACUUGAAGCAAGUAAAAGGCGGUUUGAACGUGAUUGCAAAGAAGCUGAUCGAGCACAGCAGUACUUUGAGAAGAUGGAUGCUGACAUCAACGUUACAAAAGCAGAUGUUGAAAAGGCAAGACAGCAGGCCCAGCUGCGACAUCAGAUGGCAGAAGACAGCAAAGCGGAAUAUUCUUCCACUCUACAGAAGUUCAACAGCGAGCAGCAUGACCAUUACUACACGCACAUACCGAACAUCUUCCAGAAAAUACAAGAGAUGGAGGAAAGAAGAAUCGUGAGGAUAGGAGAAUCCAUGAAAACUUUCGCCGAGGUCGACCGCCAAGUGAUCCCUAUCAUUGGGAAGUGUCUGGAUGAAAUCACGAAGGCUGCGGAAUCCAUCGAUCACAAGAAUGAUUCCCAGAUGGUUAUAGAAGCUUUUAAAUCGGGGUUCGAGCCUCCGGGAGAUAUUGACUUUGAGGACUUCACACAGCCAAUGAAGCGGACAAUCUCCGAAUCCAGCCUUUCCAACUCCAGAGGGGAUGGGAAGUCUGAGCCGAAGUUUGGUGGCAAAUCCAAGGGCAAGUUAUGGCCAUUCAUCAAGAAAAAUAAGCCCCCUCCUCCUCCCCCUGCCUCUGCCUCACCCUCUGCUGUUCCCAACGGCCCCCAGUCUCCCAAGCAGCAAAAGGAACCCCUCUCCCAUCGCUUCAACGAGUUCAUGACCUCCAAACCCAAAAUCCACUGCUUCAGGAGCCUAAAGCGCGGGCUUUCUCUCAAGCUGGGAGCAGGCCCAGAGGACUUCAGCAAUCUCCCACCUGAGCAGAGGAGAAAGAAACUUCAGCAAAAAGUUGAUGAACUGAACAAAGACAUUCAGAAGGAGAUGGAUCAGAGAGAUGCCUUAACGAAAAUGAAAGAUGUGUAUGUCAAGAACCCCCAGAUGGGAGAUGCAGCGAGCGUGGACCACAGAUUAGCAGAACUUGGGCAGAACAUCGAAAAGUUACGAUUAGAAGUUCAGAAAUUUGAGGGCUGGCUGGCGGAGGUGGAGGGCAGGUUACCCGUGCGGACCGAGCCGGCCCGGCGGCAGAGCGGACUCUACGAAGCCCAGAACACGUCGGCGGUGAACAGCUGCGCGCAGGACCGGGAGAGCCCGGAUGGCAGUUACACGGAAGAGCAAAGCCAGGAGACUGAGAUGAAAGUACCUGCAAUGGAUUUUGAUGAUGAAUUUGAUGACGAAGAACCACUACCCACCAUAGGAACGUGCAAAGCGCUCUAUACCUUUGAAGGUAUUGCUCAGCCUUUACUCUCACCUCAC
Molecule: messenger RNA, 1662 nt
Organism: Eurypyga helias (sunbittern)
Lineage: Eukaryota; Metazoa; Chordata; Aves; Eurypygiformes; Eurypygidae
Gene: FNBP1
Product: formin binding protein 1
Exons: 14
Biological process (GO): signal transduction; endocytosis
Source: RefSeq, a predicted model, not a curated record